AUGUCUCAACAACCUUCAAGCUGCCUUUUAUUGUCUCUACCCGACGAAUGUCUAUCACUGGUUUUUUCCAACCUCUCCAUACAAGAACUAUUCUUCCGAGCCAGAUCUACCUGUAGAAAUUUUCAUGAAAUUAUUGUGGGUAUCGCUUCACCAUUUCAACAAAAGGAAAACAAGAAUUGCUUGAUAAGAAAUCAAAAGUUGAAAAUUUUGUGUUUAAAUAAUAAUCCAAUCAGAUUAAAAUCACUGUGGGAGUGUAUUAGAAAGGGUUAUUUUGAAGAAUCAGUAACUAAAUUCAGUAUUACUGCUAGAAGAACUGAAUUGUUGGAAACUUUGCUUGACAAGAAUGAUUUCUUUGUAAAAUACUUUUCAAAUUUGGAAUGUUUAAAAUUUGGAUCAAAGAAUUUGUGCAGUGAACAUAUUUCUGAAUUGUUUAAUCCUGAUAAUUCCAAACAUUUAAGAAAGUUAACAAUAUUGAAGUUGGCAAAUAAUAAUUUGGAUAUCAAAACAGCAAGGAGCAUAGCCAAGUGUGAAAACUUAACUAAUUUGACAUCACUAGAUUUGAGCACUAAUGUUAUGGAAGGUGACUGUAUAGAAUUACUAACGAGUCCAUAUUUAGAAAAGUUAACAAAUCUCAAUUUGAGUGGUAAUUAUAUUACAACAAUAUUAUGGAAAGAAAAAUUCAAAUUCAAAAACUUGGAAAAGAUAUCAAUUGAAAAUCCAUUUGAGUUCGUUUUCAAUAAUCAAUCUGAAACAUAUUUAUUUAGCAAGCUCACAUAUCUAGAUGCUUCUGACUCAAUUGAGGAGGAAAAAAGAUUCUCUGCUAUGAAAAAGUUUGAUUCCAUACCAACAAUCACAUAUUUGAAUUUAAAUUAUGUAGAAUUAACACAAGAAUCCAUACUAUCCCUUAUUGCAGAUAGUAGAUGCCUUUCCAAGUUGGAAAAUUUAGAAUUAAUCGGUUGCUCACUUACUGGAACUGGAUUUGCAAUCUUGACUAGAAGCAGAUAUUUAUCAAAUUUGAAAAAUCUGGUUGCUGAAAGUAAUGACAUUGAUUUUGAAGGUUUUGUACACUUUGGAACAGAUUCGUUUACUUUGAAGAAUCUAAUUACUCUAGAUUUAAUUUCAAAUGACUUUAGCGUGAAAUCUUAUGAAUAUUUAUUAAGAGAACCCUCUUUAACAAAAUUGGAGAAACUUUAUUGUGAUAAUGUUGAUGAGGUUGAGGCAAAAUACAUUGCAGAACACCAAGAAAAUAUUACAGGAAUAACUGAUUUGGUAUUUACUGGCUAUUCUGAAAUGGAAGAUGACAGUAUGAAAUAUUUGGCCAUGUUAAAAUUACUCAAACUCAAGAAAUUGAAAUGCACUGGCACAGGAGGCACCUUUUCAGGAUUGAUUUACUUUUUAGAAAAUUGCACUUGUGAAAAUUUGGAAACAUUAGAAUUUGGUAGGGUAAAAUUUACAAAUAUUGACGAGCAAAUGAAGGCCAUCUCAUCACUACUCUCCAAUAAGCACUUCUCCAAGUUGGAAACCCUAACUUUGGAUGGACUUGCUGAUGAACCUUUGAGAAUGUUAUUGGAUAAUAUGGACGACGAUAAGUUAUUGAGCAAACUUUCAACUUUAUCAAUUUCAGAAAUUAAUGACGAUGCAUUCAGAGUUCUAACAAGUCAUCCAAAUAGUUCCAAAUUGAAAAUGCUUGCUCUUAUGGAAGGAGAGCUUUCAGAUGAGUCAAUUGAACAUUUUGUUAAUAGUCCACACUUUCAUGAGCUUAAUUAUUUGGAUUUGAUUGGAACUGAAAUAUCACGUGAAUCGAGUAAGCGUAUUGCUCACAGUACCAACAUUCCAAAUCUCGAAUAUUUAUUUGGUUCUUUUAUUUUGGCUGAUUUCGAACAGGAAACUAAUUUACCGAAACUUUCUCAUCUCUAUUUAACAGAAAAUGGUUUGGAAACCCCAAAAGAUGAUGAUGAUGAUGGAUUGUAUGAAGCAACAGAAGUGGAAGAUCAACUUUCAAAUUAAAUAAAUUUCUGUUCGAAUCAAAA
Messenger RNA from Naegleria gruberi, 2030 nucleotides. RefSeq lists its product as uncharacterized. The transcript has a single exon. The record is from RefSeq and is a predicted model, not a curated record. Gene Ontology annotation, biological process: SCF-dependent proteasomal ubiquitin-dependent protein catabolic process. NCBI's taxonomy places the organism in Eukaryota, Heterolobosea, Eutetramitea, Acrasida, Naegleriidae. Bases 1 to 2007 code for a protein of 668 amino acids. Gene Ontology annotation, molecular function: protein binding. Gene Ontology annotation, cellular component: SCF ubiquitin ligase complex.